AGAACUGUUUGGAUUUAAAUAAAAGCUUCAAAUGUAUACAUCAAUCAUUAUCUUAAUGGGUGGCAAAACAUUAAUACAAAUGUUAAACUUGUUUUGUAUGCUUGAAAUAAUUAAUUUGAUCAGCUUCGUUUGAUUUAGAUGUUUUUUUGUUUUGUUUUUUUGUUUUUUUUUGUUGUUGUUUAGUUUUAAAUUGAGAUCGCUAGAGGGAGACAUUUUGUUAAUCCUAAUCUCAGCACAGGCUCGUCUUCACAGCACUGUGUAUGAUGUAUAUACAGUUAGAGCUGGAUCAGUACAGCACACUAUACAGACACCGAUCCGUAUAUUUAUUCACAUAAACUCCCCGGUUUAAGACGCAAGAGGACUUGCUGCGUCAUGUUGAGAAAGAAGAAUGGACCCGGGACCUCCCAACUUAAACCAGACGAUCCCCUGAUAAAAAUGGGGGUCCAGGAUGAUGACGACGUGAAAACGAUGCUGCGAGGCUCUUCUAUGACGAAGGUGCGUUCUCCACGCUGGAAGAGGAAGCGUAUGCUAAAGCUGAUGAAUGACGGAGUCACUAUCUGGUGUGAAUCCAACAAGGCCACCAACAAAGCCAAAUGUCAGCAGUCCUUCUCUGUGAUGGAAGUGGAGUGCGUGCAGGAGGGUUGUAAGUCUGAGACGUUGAGAAACUUGGCCACCUCGCUUCCAGAAGAGCAGUGUCUUACCAUUGUGUUCAAGGGAGGAAGGAAGAGCUUGGAUCUCCAGUGUGACACAAAAGAGGAGGCCCAGCACUGGGUCCAUGGCAUUCAAACCCUACAGGGCAGAGUAAACAACAUGACCCAGAAAGAGAAACUUGACAACUGGAUCUAUGGCUACCUGAAACAAGCUGACAUGAACCAUGAUGGCAAGAUGACAUAUGAGGAGGUCCAGACCCUUUUCAAGAUGAUCAACAUAGAGCUGAGUGAAGAAAAUGCUGCCAGCCUCUUCAAGAAGUGUGAUAAAUCAGCAGAUGGAAGGCUUGAACAUGAGGAGAUUGAGCUGUUUUGCCGUGAGUUACUACGUCGCCCUGAGCUUGAUGCGGUGUUUCAGCAGUACUCCGCUAACGGUUAUGUCCUGUCCACUGUGGAUUUGCGUGAAUUCCUGAAAGACCAGGGCGAAGACCACACGCUUGUACAUGCUCAGAGCCUCAUCCUUACCUAUGAGCUCAAUGAAUGGGCCCAGAAGAACCAGUUUAUGACGCCCAAUGGUUUCACCAUGUACAUGCUCUCUAAGGAGAAUGAUGUGUAUAAUCCAGAGCAUGGAAGAGUCUACCAGGACAUGAGCCGCCCACUCAGUCACUACUUUAUCUCCUCCUCACACAACACCUACCUCACUAAAGACCAGCUCAUCGGUGAGAGCAGUGUUGACCCUUAUAUCAGAGCUUUGAGUCAAGGCUGUCGAUGUGUGGAACUGGACUGCUGGGAUGGGGAAAAGGAGCCAAUUAUUUACCAUGGACACACCCUCACAUCCAAAGUCCCAUUUAGCGAGGUUUUGAAGGUCAUCGCUGAAUAUGCAUUCAGGACUUCUCCAUAUCCUCUUAUUCUGUCUCUGGAGAACCACUGCUGUGUGGAGCAGCAGACUAUCAUGGCCCAGCAGCUGCGCUCAAUUCUGGGGGAGAAACUGCUCACCAAACCUCUCAAUGACAAGGCACUUCAGUGCCUACCAUCACCAGAGGACCUAAUAGGAAAGAUAUUAAUAAAAGCAAAGAAGAUCAAAGUUGAGCAGGAAAGCUCCAGCUCUGACUCAAGCUCCUCAGAUGAUGAAUCUAAAGCAGAAAGCAAACCUAAAGCACGGAAGAGGGACUGCAAGUUGAGUCCAGAGCUGUCUGACCUGGUGGUGUACACCCACAGUGUUGCUUUCAAACAGUUUGAUCCAUGUGCCAGAAAACCUCCCAAUGAAAUAUCUUCGUUCUCUGAGAGUGAUGCGUCGAAACUAAUCAAAGAAUCAGGGAAGUUGUUUGUACGUCACAACAGCAUGCAACUGAGCAGGAUCUACCCAUCUGGUCAGCGUGUGCAAUCCUCCAACUACAACCCUCAAGACAUGUGGAAUGCUGGUUGUCAGAUGGUGGCAUUGAACUUCCAAACCCAAUGUGAAGAGAUGGAUCUAAACAGAGGCCGUUUUUUACCAAACGGUUGCUGUGGUUACUUUCUAAAACCAAGCUUUAUGUGCCAGUCUGAUUCAGAGUUUAACCCGGAAAACACUGGGGGAGGCCCUGGCCACAAUCCAACACUUCUUACUAUCAAGGUGAUUUCAGCCCAGCAGCUGCCUAAACCUGACAAAGAGAAGCUCAGCUCAAUUGUAGACCCUCUUGUAUGGGUGCAGACUUAUGGGGCUCCCAUAGAUAACAACACAAAGAAGACGCACCGCAUCGACAAUAAUGGCUUUAAUCCCAGAUGGGACUGCACUUUUAAGUUCCAACUUCAUGUGCCAGAGCUGGUAUUAGUACGCUUCAAGGUUGAAGACCAUGACUACACCACUAAGAAUGAUUUUCUGGGCCAGUUUACUCUUCCUUUCACAAGCAUGCGGACAGGUUACAGACAUGUUCAUCUGCUGAAGGCAGACGGCUCUAGCAUGUCUCCCUCCAGUCUCUUCAUCCAUGUUAAAAUCACACCUGGCUACAGCAGCCCUGCUGGACAAGUGGGCGCUCGUAAUGCCUGAGAAUAAAGCAAUGAGUUAAAGCAUGGAGUUCUUAUCUAGGAAAUUAUAUUUUUUAUAUCAAAUUGAAGCCCAAAGUGUGAGACAAGGUAUAAUUUACUUAAAAAUGAUGCAGAAGCCAUUUCACACUGUGAAAAAGAAUAUGUGUGUCUUGUUUUUCAGUUGAAAUAAGUACAUUUUCUCAAUUUUUUUACGAAGAAAAAAAAUUACACAAAGAAAUACCAUGUAAGGCAUGUAAUGCAUCUUGAAUGAAGUUAAUUCUAGUAUUUUAAGUAUAAUUGUGGCAAUUUAGUAUUAAUUUAUAUCAAUUUAUAUCGUUAUGUUACUGGAAAACUGGAAAAGACUAUAUGUUCAAGAAAAUUAUUAUUAUUAUUAUUAUUAUUAUUAUAUGUGCAGAUGUAAGCAUAUUACAAAGGUACAAUGGUAAUGCUGUUAUGUAAUGUCCUAAAAUGGUAAAGCAAUACAUUUGAUAUGCACCAGCCCAUGUUAUGUAAAUAUUGUUACAUUUCCUAAUGAAAUGUUGGUAACACUUUAUUUUACGGUUUCUUAACUAGUUGCUUAUUAGCAUGCAUAUUACUAGAAUAUAAGCCAUUUAUUAGUACUAAUUAAGCACAUAUUAAUGCCUUAUUCUACAUGACCUUAUUCUACAUCCUUAAUCCUACCCAAUACCUAAACUUAACAACUACUUAACAAGUAUUAAUAAGCAGCAAAUUAGGAAUUUAUUAAGGGAAAAGUCGUAGUUAAUAGUGUAUAAGUGUCCCCUGUUCUAAAGUGUUACCAAAAUGUUUUACUAUGCAGCAAAGAGUGGAAUUGACUCACAGAUUAAGCAUAGCAAGCGCAUAUACAUAAGCGUAUAGUAGAGGUCGACCGAUAUUGGAUUUUACCGAUACCGAUAACUAGGUUUGACCACACUGGCUGAUACCGAAUAAUCGACUGAUAGUUUUUAAAAUGGAUAAUGAACGGAAAAUAAAUAGUGCUCUACUAUUUAAAAAAAAAAAAAAACUGAACCUACUGAAUCAUACUUUGUAAAUGAAUAAAAAUAUUAAUAUUAAUUAUAUAUUGUUCAUUACAGUUAGUCCAUUGUUCAUUAAAGUUAACAAAAGCAACAAAUGUUUUUACAAAUAUAUCAGUGUAUGCUGAAAUUAACACACUCUAACAAGGAACAAGCAGUGUCACGUGUCUAAACAAAUGGCACAUGCGAUCAGUGAUUUCUGCCACUAUAGGCCGCUCUCGUGCUGUAUAACAAAGACUAUAGGGACUUUCCUGUAUAAUGAUGACCUUCUCAGCCGCUCCAGUAACGGACCCAACCUGUAAAAAAAAAUACCGGCAUGGAUUUUUGCCGAUAACCUUUAGUUCCGCCAAAUUAACUAUCGGUGCCGAUUAAUCAGCAAAACCGAUACAUCGGUCGACCUCGAGCGUAUAGGUUGACAAAUUACUUAGUUGGGCCAGUGUAAUGCUUAUGGAAGAAAUACUCUCUAAAACUACUCCGCUUAGAUGUCAACACACAGACAAAUGAAGAAAGAAAAAGUGGUUUUAUUUGUUUCUUAGGCUGAUGAUACACAGGGCAGUGUUGCCAUCAAUGGGCAACCAGAUGUGAGACCGAGCCCACGACCAAUCCAGAUAGAAAUUUGUUACCCAUUCUCAGUGGGAAAGUGCCCAAGCAGCAUUGCUCAAAAAAGUUGUGUGUAUCAUCAGCCUUAGAUGUCGUUGCUAAGUUAACCUUUAAAACCUUUUAAACUUUUAUGUUGAAGUGUUUACAGCAUUUAACUUGUGUUACUGUUAGUCAGUUUCUCUAGUUCAAUUUUUAUAAUAUAUUUAUAGAAUAGUUAUUUUUAGGAUUUUAGGUAUUUUUGUCUCGAAGUGCAGUUUUAGCUUCAGUAGUUUUAGACUAAUUGGAAAUGCUUGAAAAUGCGAUGAUCUGUUCAUUUUGAUAUACAUGUUAACUGAUAGAAAUCUUAAUGAACUGAACAAGUGCUCUGUAGCCAUUUUAUGUAUUUUUAAAAAGCCUGUUAAAACAGUAAUGAAAUGGAGAAUCAAAAUAUUUUUAAUAUUUAGACAUACAAGAGAUUACUCUACAAUAAAAAUAUAGGUUUCAGAACUUAAACUAACUCCCCAGUUAAAAAUAUGAAUUAUUUUCUACUCUUCAGAAACGCCUAUAUUAAAAUCUUAAGAAUUGUGACAUCACGAUUCUUCUCAACAUGCCCUGUGUCAUCAUCAUAUGUGAUCAAGAAGGUGUGUUCUGAUUCUGAACAACUCAUGUCUGUCUGUCCAACAAUCACAAUACUACUGUUAGGUAAAGAAAGACCUUUGAUGCAAUAUAAGAUGCAUUACAUAAACUAACCUAGAGAAACAUCAAAUAAAAAUCCAAAACUGCAUUGACCAUCAUGACCUGUGAUCAGUGUAACAUGUAAGGGCUCAUAUACAAACAUUCUUUUUUGCAAAGUGAGUUACUGUUGUUUAUGCAUUAGUGAAUCAAACAACUGAAAAUCACCUUUAAACUUCACAAUUUUUUAUUUUUUAUUUUUGUAAACAAAGAUUAAGGAAUUUGAAAAUGUUUCAAUCAAUACAGCAAACUUUUUUUCUCAAGAGGUAAGCUAAACUUAAGGUAAAAGUAUUCUUAAUAUGUUGGACAUUUAUUGAAAAUAGCCUACUUCUAGCUGCUGAGGCAUGCCUUCACUUUUAUAGACCCCAUAAGAGUUGUGUUUCUGUUGUUUGAGUUAGGGGAAGUGUAACAAUAAAAGGGCCUUUUUUGAAAGCAUGUCUUAUUUUUGUAGUGCCACUGGAUGACACUAGUAGCGCAGAAACUGCCUACCCUACCUUUAAUCUUGGCAGCUGUUAAAUGAAAAACAGUGAUGUGUUAUAACCUGUUUGUUUGUCUAUAUAUAUAUAUAUAUAUAUAUAUAUGUAUGUGUGUAUAUAAAGUUCUAUUUUGGCAAAUGUAAAAGCCCUUUCACACUAAAAGCGAAAUGAAUAAGCCUUAGGCUGAAGGAAAAGUCAAUUUACAUCUGUGCAGUAGAACGCAGAAGAAGAAAGUUCAACACACUUCUAUCCAGAGUAAUUUUUGCUUAUUAGUAUGGUUGAAUUGGAUCAUAGAAGGUCAGCAGCAAAGAAACUGGUUAAUAAACUGAGAUAAAGGAUAUUUGUGUUUUAACAUUUAAUUAUUGCAGGUUUGUGUCAUAUUCUCAGUUGCAUUUCAUUGUUUUUAUUCAUUUUGAUGAAUACUGACUUUUUUUUUAUUUAUUUAUUUUUUUUUUAGAUUAAUUCAUGUUCAUAUUUAUUCUAGAACUUUAGUAACAUCUUAUUCCUGAUUUCCCUCAACAAGGGGACAGGAGACCUGUCAGUCAAUAAAUGGGGAAAAAGUAAUUGGCAUUACUUAUUUGAAAAAUUAACUACAUUACUAGUUACUUGUAAUGCGUUACCCCCAACACUGGCAUUGAGCAAUGUGACAGCCUGCUUCAAGCAAAAAAUACACUACACACUUGCUGCAUCCCAGUGUACAGGGUUUGAUUUUCUAUACCUUGUGAAACAAGCUAAAAGCCAGUUUGUUGUUGUUGUUGUUGUUGUUGUUGUUGUUGUUGUUGUUGAGCUCAGGUGCCUCCAGUUUCCACUGAUCAUCCUUGAGAUGUUUCUACAACUUGCCUGAAGUCCACCUGUGGUAAAUUCAGUUGAUUGGACAUGAUUUGGAAAGGCACACACUUGUCUAUAUAAGGUCCCACAGUUAAGAGUGCAUGUCAGAGCACAAACCAAGUCAUGAAGUCCAAAGAAUUGUUUGUAGACCUCCAAGACAGGAUUAUAUCAAGGCACAGAUAUGGAGAAGGGUACAGAAAAAUUUCUGCAGCAUUGAAGGUCCCAAUGUGGCCUCCAUCAUCUGUAAAUGGAAAGAGUUUGGAACCACCAGGAUUCUUCCAAGAGCUAGUUGCCCAGCCAAACUGAGCAAUUGAAAGAGAAGAGCCUUGUCUAGAGUGGUGCCCAGGAACCUGAUGGUUACUCUAGAAACCUACAGAAGGACAAACAUCACUGCAACACUCCACUGAUCUGGUCUUUAUGGCGGUGUGGCCAAACUUGAUCCUCUGCUCAGUGAAAAUGCAUGAAAACACACUUGGAAUUUGCAAAAAAAAAAAAACACCUAAAGGACCCUCAUAUUCUGAGAAACAAGAUUGUCUGGCCUGAUGAACCUCAAUGCUAAGCAUCAUGUUUGAAGGAACCAGCUCUUCUCAUUCACCUGCAGAGUACCACCCAAAAGUAAAGUGUGCUGAUAGCAGCCUCAUGCCACUAAAGCGACUCAUUUUUGAUAAAUUUGCCAAGAUUUCGAAAAAACCUUUUAUGUUGUCAUUAUGGGGUAUUGUUCACAGAUUUUUGAAGAAAAUAACUAAUUUAAUCCAUUUUGGAAUACGGCUGAAACAUAAAAUAUUUAAAAAAAAAAAAAAAGUGAAGCGCUGUGAAUGAAUGACACUGGUGUUGUGGAUGCACAGUAUUUAGCUUGUUGAUGAUUAUGGAUUUUUAGUCAAAUACAUGCUGUUUUGCUGUGUAUAAAACAUACAACAUGCUUGAAAUGGUUAUUGCACUAUGUGCAUGACUUUAACAUUAAAACAAGGUGAUCUUGUUUUUUUCGGGGAAAAAAGCAUACCUAUCUCAGCAGCCACUGUUUCUCCCCUCCACCAUGUUUAAAGUUUAUGGCAUGCACAACUCAGAAACGUGGGUAUAUAUAUAUAUAUAUAAAAGAAAAGACAGCAUAAGAUAAG
Molecule: messenger RNA, 7412 nt
Organism: Labeo rohita (rohu)
Lineage: Eukaryota; Metazoa; Chordata; Actinopteri; Cypriniformes; Cyprinidae
Gene: plcd3b
Product: phospholipase C, delta 3b
Exons: 16
Coding region: 373-2673 (766 amino acids)
Biological process (GO): lipid metabolic process; intracellular signal transduction
Molecular function (GO): phosphatidylinositol-4,5-bisphosphate phospholipase C activity; calcium ion binding
Source: RefSeq, a predicted model, not a curated record